Messenger RNA from Phalacrocorax carbo (great cormorant), 3967 nucleotides. Lineage: Eukaryota; Metazoa; Chordata; Aves; Suliformes; Phalacrocoracidae. The record is from RefSeq and is a predicted model, not a curated record.
GGGAGGGGGGAGCCGCUGGGAGCUCCGGCUGGGCGCUGCCGCCCGCCUCUCCCGGCGCGGCCCCGCUCCUCCGCCCGCCCCUCGCCGCCGCCCGCCGGGAGCGGCUCCAGCGCCGCCGGGGCCGGGCCGGGGCCGCGGCGCCCCGAAAGUUUUGCCGGUGCCCGGCCGCGCCAUGGGCUUCGACCCGUCGCGCUUCGCGGCGCCGGUGGCGGCGGAGCUGCAGUGCAAGCUGUGCGGGCGGGUGCUGGAGGAGCCGCUGUCCACGCCGUGCGGGCACGUCUUCUGCGCCGGCUGCCUGCUGCCCUGGGCGGCGCGGCGGCGGCGCUGCCCGCUCCGCUGCCGGCCGCUGGCGGCCGCCGAGCUGCGCCCCGUCCUGCCCCUCCGCAGCCUCGUCCAGAAGCUGGAGGUCAAGUGCGACUACAGCCCGCGGGGCUGCGGCCGCACCGUGCGGCUGCGGGAGCUGCCCGCCCACCUCGCGGCGUGCCGCUACGGGCCGCCGGCCGGCCCCGCCGAGCCGGAGCCGCGGGGUGGGCGCCCACCCUCCCCCGGCCGCCCGGCGGGCGGCUCCGCGGGGCAGCCGCGGCGGCCCGCACCGGGGGCGGCCCCGCGGCCGCGGGCGGGCGGCGGGCACCGCUGCCUGCGGGCGCUGCGGGGCGGCGGCGGGGGCCCGGAGCCGGGCCCCGAGCUGAAGAGGGAGGCCCUGCGCUGGAGCAGGAGGGAGAAGUCGCUGCUGGCGCAGCUCUCGGCGCUGCAGAGCGAGGUGCAGCUGACGGCGCGGCGGUACCAGGCGAAGUUCGGCCAGUACAUGAGCCACAUCAGCAGCAUCGCCCGGGACCUGGCGGGCGGCCAGCCCGGCAAGGGAGGAGAACCCAAACCGUUAACGAUCAUGCUACACCGAGAAAAUGAUACUUUGGGAUUCAAUAUUAUAGGAGGACGACCCAAUCAGAACGAUCAGGAGGAAUCCGCUGAGGGAAUUUAUGUGUCAAAGGUUUUGGAAAAUGGACCUGCAGACAAAACAGAAGGCUUGCAAAUUCAUGACAAGAUUAUUGAGGUCAAUGGGAAGGACCUCUCCAAGGCCACUCACGAAGAGGCAGUGGAAGCUUUUCGCAACGCCAAGGAGCCAAUUGUAGUUCAGGUUUUACGACGAGCCCCAGUUAGCAAAACUCACGGUAGCUCUCAGGAUGUUCGGUUUGUGGAUGCCAGCACUCAGACUGACAUCACUUUUGAGCACAUUAUGGCUCUGGCCAAACUAAGGCCUUCCACACCGCCAGUUCCUGAUAUCUGCCCCUUUCUACUUUCAGACAGCUGCCAUUCUCUUCACCCAGCGGAGCAUGAAUUCUAUGAAGGUAAUGAGUAUCUUUCCAGCCUGCCUGCUGAUGCAGAUAGAGCAGAGGACUUUGAGUAUGAGGAGGUGGAGCUGUGCCGCAUUAGCAGCCAGGAGAAGCUGGGGCUGACUGUCUGUUACAGAACUGAUGACGAGGAAGACACAGGGAUCUAUGUCAGUGAGGUUGAUCCAAACAGCAUUGCUGCCAGAGAUGGCCGGAUCCGUGAAGGAGAUCGCAUUUUGCAAAUAAAUGGCCAAGAUGUCCAGAAUCGGGAAGAGGCAGUGGCAUUGCUCUCCAGUGAAGAAUGCAAGAAAAUCGUGUUGCUGGUCGCAAGACCGGAGAUGCAGCUGGAAGAAGGGUGGCUGGAUGAUGAAAGGAAUGAAUUCUUAGAAGAGUUAAACUUGGAAAUGUUGGAAGAGCAGCAUAAUGAAGCAAUGCAGUACACAGCCAACGAGGUGGAGCAGCCAAAGAAACACGAAGAGGAGGAUGGCACUACAGACACUGCAACCUCAUCAUCCAACAAUCACGAGAAGGACAGUGGGGUGGGACCUACAGAUGAAAGUCUGCGUAAUGAUGAGAGCUCGGAGCAAGAAAAUGCACCUGAGGAGCAGAACAGCGCUACCCUGCAGAGCAAGCGGGAGCUGGGCCACAGCCAGGAUACGUUAGGAAGUGUGGAGCUCCAGUGCAAUGAAAGCUUUGUGUCUGGGGAAUACAUUGAGUCUGACUUCACAGGAAACCCAGAGGAGGAAUGUGAAAGGUUUCGGCAGCUGUUGGAACUGAAGUGCAAGAUUAGAAACCACGGGGAGUACGACCUGUAUUACUCGAGCAGCACAAUAGAGUGCAACAGAAGAGAGCAAGACGGAGUGGAGCAUGAGCUGCAGCUACUCAAUGAGGAACUGAGGAACAUUGAACUCGAAUGUCAGAAUAUUAUGCAAGCUCACCGGCUCCAAAAGGUGAGGGAUCAGUAUGGAGACAUUUGGGCUUUACAUGACGAAGGGUUCAGGAAUUAUAACACCAGCAUAGAUGUACAAAGAGGCAAACUGGAUGACAUCAUGGAGCACCCUGAGAAGUCCGACAAGGACAGCUCCAGCGCCUACAACACGGCUGAAAGUUGCAGGAGCACUCCACUGACUGUGGAGCGAUCCCCUGAUAACUCUCUCCAGAGGAUGAUCAGCAUAACCAACAGGAAAAACCUGAGGAGCACGAUCGUGGCUAGUCAGUCAUCCUCAGGACAAAGCAACAGGGAGACAACCUCACCCAAAACCAAACCCACUGAGCAAAACAGUGCUGCUGAGGAAGCAGUGCUGGCAUCAGAAAGCAGCAAAUUCACAGACCAGGAAAAGCAGAGCAGCGAGCACAUUCCCUACCUUUCUCCAUAUCACAGCUCUUCUUACAGGUAUGGGAAUAUACCUGCUCAUGCAAAGCAUUAUCAAAGUUAUAUGCAACUGAUCCAGCAGAAGUCUGCUGUGGAGUACGCCCAAAGCCAGCUGAGCCUGGUGAGCAUGUGCAAAGACUCGCAGAAGUGUGCAGAGCCUAAGAUGGAAUGGAAAGUGAAAAUAAGGAGUGACGGGACGAGGUACAUCACAAAGAGACCAGUUCGAGACAGAAUCCUGAAGGAACGUGCCUUAAAAAUUAAAGAGGAGCGCAGUGGGAUGACAACAGAUGAUGAUACGAUGAGUGAGAUGAAGAUGGGUCGCUACUGGAGCAAAGAAGAGCGGAAGCAGCAUUUGGUGCGAGCUAAGGAGCAGAGGAGGCGGCGGGAGUUCAUGAUGAGGAGCAGGCUGGAGUGUCUUAAGGAAAGUCCACAGAGUGGCAGCGAGGGCAAAAAGGAAAUUAACAUUAUUGAACUGAGUCACAAAAAGAUGAUGAAAAAGAGAAACAAGAAAAUCUUGGACAACUGGAUGACAAUCCAAGAACUGAUGACACACGGUGCUAAAUCUCCAGAUGGCACAAGAGUGCACAAUGCCUUUUUAUCAGUUACUACUGUAUGAACGCAACUUCUUUCAGAGAGUAUACUACCAGUUUAGGUAGAGUACGAUUGCCUCGUUCAAUGUGGCAUUUUUAUAUAUUUUGUGACUGUUUAUAGUUUGACCUUUUUUGUAAGCAAAAUUACUUGGUGAUUUUUCAUUUGUUUUUCAUAUAAUGGUACCUUCUUUAUCUGGCAGUCUUUCUUUAUCCUGCAAUAUAUUCAUACUAUUCAUUUGUAGAAAAAAAAAAAAGAAAAAGAAAAGCAAAACAAAAAAAGUGGAGAAGCCAAUUAAUUUCUUAACCUAAUACAUAUCCUGUAAGUUAAGAUCUGGAUUUAUUUCUCUAGUUUUCUUUUUUCUACUUUAGUAACAAUACAAUACCAAAACAAAACGCUUUAUACUGUAUCCUUGGCUUAACAAGUUUUAAAGUUUUACAUCUUAGAUUGCAUCUGUUUAUAAAUCAUAUGCCACAUCCCAUCGUAUAGAUAAGAAUGACAUUUUUCCAACUACACAUUGUACAGUACGUUUAAUCUGUAAAUUGCAAUUGUAUUUGUCCAAGUAAAGUGUAGGUGGGCAAUUCUCCUGUGUUAUGUAGUGGCAUUGGUCAUGUAGCUGGGCAGUAUGUGAUAAUUGUGAAAAUGAAAGAGAAAUAAAUUAUUGCUUAUCUUUAAGAAA